AUGACAGAUGUACAGGCUGAGAGGAACGGGGAUUGUCAGAUGAAGCCCGAUACUUUUCUACUCUCAGAUUGUCAAGUGGCCUUCAUUCCCCAGCUCCCCCAGUGGCCUUCAUUCCCCAGCUCCCCCAGUGGCCUUCAUUCCCCAGCUCCCCCAGUGGCCUUCAUUCCCCAGCUCCCCCAGUGGCCUUCAUUCACAAGCUCCCCCAGUGGCCUUCAUUCCCCAGCUCCACCAGUGGCCUUCAUUCCCCAGCUCCCCCAGUGGCCUUCAUCCCCCAGCUCCCCCAGUGGCCUUCAUCCCCCAGCUCCCCCAGUGGCCUUCAUUACCCAGCUCCCCCAGUGGACUUCAUUACCCAGCUCCUCCAGUGGACUUCAUUCCCCAGCUCCCCCAGUGGCCUUCAUUCCCCAGCCCCCCCCCCCCAGUGGCCUUCAUUCCCCAGCUCCCCCAGUGGCCUUCAUUACCCAGCUCCCCAAGUGGACUUCAUUCCCCAGCUCACCCAGUGGCCUUCAUUCCCCAGCCCCCCAGUGGCCUUCAUUCCCCAGCUCCUCCAGUGGCCUUCAUUCCCCUGCUCCCCCAGUGGACUUCUUCCCCUGCUCCCCCAGUGCCUUCAUUCCCUUGCUCCUCCAGUGGUCUCCUCCCCCAGCUCCACCAGUGGAAUUCUUCCCCAGUUCCCCUAGUGGCCUUUUUUCCCCUGCUCCCCCAGUGGCUGCAUGUCCCAGCUCCUCCAGUGGCUUCAUCUCCCAGCUCCCCCAGUGGCUGCAUGUCCCAGCUCCUCCAGUGGCUUCAUCUCCCAGCUCCCCCAGUGGCUUCAUCUCCCAGCUCCCCCAGUGGCUUCAUUCCCAGCUCCCCCAGUGGCUUCAUCUCCCAGCUCCCCCAGUGGCUUUCAUCUCCCAGCUCCUCCAGUGGCUUCAUCUCCCAGCUCCCCCAGUGGCUUCAUCUCCCAGCUCCCCAGUGGCUUCAUCUCCCAGCUCCCCCAGUGGCUUCAUCUCCCAGCUCCCCCAGUGGCUUCAUCUCCCAGCUCCUCCAGUGGCUUCAUCUCCCAGCUCCUCCAGUGGCUUCAUCUCCCAGCUCAUCCAGUGGCUUCAUCUCCCAGCUCCUCCAGUGGCUGCAUCUCCCAGCUCCUCCAGUGGCUUCAUCUCCCAGCUCCCCCAGUGGCUUCAUCUCCCAGCUCCUCCAGUGGCUUCAUCUCCCAGCUCAUCCAGUGGCUUCAUCUCCCAGCUCCUCCAGUGGCUGCAUGUCCCAGCUCCUCCAGUGGCUUCAUCUCCCAGCUCCCCCAGUGGCUGCAUGUCCCAGCUCCUCCAGUUUCUUCAUCUCCCAGCUCCCCCAGUGGCUUCAUCUCCCAGCUCCCCCAGUGGCUUCAUCUCCCAGCUCCUCCAGUGGCUUCAUCUCCCAGCUCAUCCAGUGGCUUCAUCUCCCAGCUCCUCCAGUGGCUUCAUCUCCCAGCUCCCCCAGUGGCUUCAUCUCCCAGCUCCCCCAGUGGCUUCAUCUCCCAGCUCCUCCAGUGGCUUCAUCUCCCAGCUCAUCCAGUGGCUUCAUCUCCCAGCUCCUCCAGUGGCUUUAUCUCCCAGCUCCCCCAGUGGCUUCAUCUCCCAGCUCCUCCAGUGGCUUCAUGCCCCAGCUCCCCCAGUGGCUUCAUGCCCCAGCUCCUCCAGUGGCUUCAUGUCCCAGCUCCUCCAGUGGCUUCAUGUCCCAGCUCCUCCAGUGGCUUCAUGUCCCAGCUCCCCCAGUGGAUUCAUGUCCCAGUUCCCCCAGUGGCUUCAUCUCCUCCAGUGGCUUCAUGUCCCAGCUCCUCCAGUGGCUUCAUGUCCCAGCUCCCCCAGUGGAUUCAUGUCCCAGUUCCCCCAGUGGCUUCAUCCCCCAGCUCCCUCAAUGGCUUCAUUCCCAUAG
This is a messenger RNA of Oncorhynchus masou masou (cherry salmon), 1884 nucleotides long. RefSeq lists its product as uncharacterized. The record is from RefSeq and is a predicted model, not a curated record. The transcript has 2 exons. NCBI's taxonomy places the organism in Eukaryota, Metazoa, Chordata, Actinopteri, Salmoniformes, Salmonidae. The coding region runs from base 1 to 1884 and encodes 627 amino acids.